Molecule: messenger RNA, 1829 nt
Organism: Ilex paraguariensis (yerba mate)
Lineage: Eukaryota; Viridiplantae; Streptophyta; Magnoliopsida; Aquifoliales; Aquifoliaceae
Source: the annotation of a GenBank genome assembly
AACAGGUAUAUUAUAUACAACCCUUACAACAACAAAACUCAUCACAUACCACAACCAAAUUAGGCAUGGGUACUCUCUACCAAGAAUCCCCUAACACUGGCAUUCUAGACCUUAAGGUCACCUUGCAAGACUCCAGUUUGGUUUUCCCAACCAAAGAAACUGAGAGAAAAUCCAUGUUCUUGUCAAACAUUGACCAAGUUCUCAAUUUCCCUGUCCAAACAGUCCACUUUUUCCCAUCCCACCGCAGUUAUCCCUUUAAAACAGUGGUGGAAAAGCUCAAAUCAGCCCUAUGCAAAUUGCUGGUGCCUUAUGAUUUCUUGGCUGGCAGGUUGAAGUUGAAUCCUCAGUUGGGUCGCCUAGAGUUUGACUGCAAUGCUGCCGGGGCUAGCUUCGCGGUGGCUUCUAGUGAGUUCCCGUUGGACCAGAUUGGAGACUUAGUUUAUCCAAACCCGGCUUUUCGACAACUUGUCCAGAGCUUUGAUAAGUUGGGACCUGAAGAUCAGCCUCUCUGCGCUGUCCAGGUGACAUCAUUCAAGUGUGGAGGUUUUGCAAUGGGAAUAUCGACCAAUCAUGUUGCAUUUGAUGGCAUAAGCUUCAAAAUUUUCUUACAGAAUCUGGCAUCUCAAGCUUUUGAUGACAAACCCUUGGCAGUCCUUCCAUGCAAUGACCGUGGACUUCUAGCCGCCAGAUCUCCGCCUUCUGUUACCUUCCCCCACCAUGAGCUCCUCAAGCUUAAACUUCCAAUAGGCGAAGAGUCUGGGCCUCCAGUCUUCGAUUGCCCACCGGAAGAUCUCAACUUCAGAAUCUUCCGGUUAAGCUCUGACCACAUCGCUUCUCUGAAGGAGAAGGCAAAAGCUGGUAAUACCAAAGCACGGAUCACUGGCUUUAACGUGGUCACCACCCAUAUAUGGCGGUGCAAGGCCUUGUCAUGUGACACAGGGAAUAAUUUAGACCGGAUUUCCACAAUUCUUUACGCUGUGGAUAUCCGGUCUAGGUUGCAGCCACCACUGCCGGCCUCGUAUGCCGGCAAUGCUGUGCUCAGCACGUAUGCAAUGGCACAAUGUAAGGAGCUAGAAGAAGGGCCGUUCUCAAGGUUGGUGGAGAUGGUGUCAGAGGGUAAUGCUAGAAUGACAGCUGAGUAUGCAAGGUCUGCAAUUGACUGGGGAGAGCUCUACAAAGGGUUUCCACAUGGGGAGUUUCUGAUAUCUUCAUGGUGGAGAUUGGGUUUCACUGAAGUGGAGUAUCCAUGGGGCAAACCAAGGUAUAGUUGUCCCUUGGUGUAUCACAGGAAGGACAUUAUUUUGCUCUUUCCCGACAUUGAUGGGCUUAGCAGCAAUGGAGUGAAUGUCUUGGUCGCUCUACCUGCCAAGGAGAUGGAGAAAUUCCAAGCCCUUUUUCAUAAGUUACUGGCAUGAAGUCUCUGUCUCUCUCUGUCUCUCUCUCGUAAAAGUUUGUAUGCAUGAUUUAUACUGUUUGUCUGUAUGGCGUGUGUUGGUUUGUAUGUCGUGAUUUCUGUGGAUUGUGUAAUAGCUUGAAACCAGGGAUUGCAAAUGCAAGUUACUUUUGAAGGUGGUGGAUAAGUAUAUGCUUGGUUCGGGAUUGGACUCUUGGCUGGCACAAGUUAUGACGGGCCAUGCUGUAAUACAUGCAAGAGAACAUGCAUGUGGUAAAUGUAUACAGUUAUAUUAAUUGUUAAGUAAUAUAUAUGUUCAUUCACUGCACUAUUUCAUAUAAUCUUAUUUCUUUUGGUAAGCAAGCAAAUGUUUAGCUACCAGAGAACAGAAGUUUACAUGUGUACUGAGUAUUCUUGCAGGUUUGUUUGAUAGACG